This is a messenger RNA of Tripterygium wilfordii, 1492 nucleotides long. RefSeq names its product UDP-glycosyltransferase 73C5-like. NCBI's taxonomy places the organism in Eukaryota, Viridiplantae, Streptophyta, Magnoliopsida, Celastrales, Celastraceae. Bases 519 to 1457 code for a protein of 312 amino acids. The record is from RefSeq and is a predicted model, not a curated record. The transcript has 2 exons.
UACAUGACCGAUCAAAGGUCAUUGCUGCCUUGACAAUUUUGUUGGGACAAAUAAAUCAAAAUUGACACAAAUGUUGCAAUUUAUAACUGAUGAAUUUGGAUUCAUGUGUUCGUGUUCUUCUCCAUUCUUCUUAAAAAAAAAUUCUGCAUUUCCUUCAUGCGUGAUUUGAGUUUGAAUUGGCAAUAUGAGCAAGUCCUGUUUUAUCAUCAUGAUUUAUGCUAAUAGGGAGAAGGCAUAUUCCUACCAGCUUCCCGGGCUUGCAAAUCAGGUAUUUUUGGAUUUCCCUUUAGUGUUGCAUCCUUAUUAUGUCUCUGUUUCUGUUGUUUUAGAAUUUUGCAGUAAAUAAAAAAGCUCAGCUGGCUUUGUGCCUGUGACCGCGGGAACGAUUGCACUUGAAUAGAAACUCUGGAAGAAUUGCUCUCAUAUUUUGCUUCAUUGCUGUUGUGAAGUGAAACUUGAGGGGGAUCAGAAGGAGAGACCACGCAAUCCUCUUAGACCAAUAAGCAGCAGAGCGCGGCAUGGUUGUCACCAUAGUCACCACUCCACUAAAUGCAGCUUGUUUUGCGUCUGUUCUUGCUUGUGCCAGAGAAUCAGGGCUCCAGAUCAGGGUAAAAGCAACUUUCCCUAUGGAGAAGCAGGACUACCACAAGGUUUUUGAGAAUUUAGAUAUGGUGUUUUCGGCUGACGAUGCUUUUAAGUUCUUCAAGGCAGUUUCCAUGCUGCAACAGUCUGCGGAGAAAUUGUUUGAAGAGCUAACACCCCGGCCAAGCUACAUUAUUUCUGAUUUUUACAUGCACUCUCUCGCGGCGAAGUUCCAUGUACCAAGAAUUUCUUUCAAUGGGUUUUCUAACAUUUGUAACUUGUGCAUCCACAGCAUACAUAAUUCUAGGGUUCUUCAGAACGUAAGUUCAGAUUUUGAGUACUUUGCCGUUCCUGGCUUCCCCGAUCAUAUCAAAAUUACCAUAGCCCAGUUGCCACGGCUCCUAAAACCAACUGCAAGAGAGCAUCUUGACAGAAUGUUUGCUGCCGAGAGUCUUAGCCUUGGGAUGAUCGUUAACACAUUUGAAGAGCUGGAGUCUGAAUAUGUCAAAGAGUACAAAAAGGUGAAAGGAAAUAGGGUUUGGUGUAUUGGACCGGUUUCUUUAUCCAACACAAACACUUUGGAUAAGCUUGAGAGAGGUAACAAGACCUCAAUUGAUGAAAAUGAGUGCUUCAAUUGGUUAGACUCACAGCAGCCAAGGUCUGUAGUCUAUGCUUGUCUUGGAAGUGUUACCAAUCUAACACCUUCACAGUUGAAAGAACUUGGGUUAGGCCUGGACGCAUCAAGAAGACCAUUCAUUUGGGUUUUAAGGGAAGGAAAUAAAUCAAAGGAUAUGGAGAAGUGGAUUUCAGAAGACGGAAUUGAAGAAAGAAUCAAAGGGAGAGGCCUUAUUAUCCGGGGUUGGGCUCCUCAUUAGUGAUAUUUGCACACAAAUUUGAACUCAAUACACAC